UCGGAGGCCGCAGCGGUGCCUGAGGGAGCUCGGCCGCCAUUUUGUGCCUCUCGCUCAGUCCGGGGCGGCCGCGCGCGUGCUGCGGCUCUGAGGGAGCGCUCCGUUCUCCUGCUGUGUAGGUCGGGGUGAGGCCGCCAUGGGCCGGAAGAAGAAGAAGCAGCUGAAGCCUUGGUGCUGGUAUUGUAAUAGAGAUUUUGAUGAUGAGAAAAUCCUUAUACAGCAUCAAAAAGCAAAGCACUUUAAAUGCCAUAUAUGUCAUAAGAAACUGUAUACAGGACCUGGUUUAGCUAUACAUUGCAUGCAGGUACAUAAAGAAACAAUAGAUGCUGUUCCAAAUGCUAUUCCUGGAAGAACAGACAUUGAACUGGAAAUCUAUGGAAUGGAAGGCAUUCCAGAAAAAGAUAUGGAGGAACGGAGGAGGUUACUUGAACAAAAAACUCAGGAGAGCCAGAAAAAGAAACAACAGGAUGAUUCUGAUGAGUAUGAAGAAGAUGAAUCUGCAGCUUCAACUUCGUUUCAACCCCAGCAAGUUCAGCCGCAACAGGGGUACAUUCCCCCAAUGGCACAGCCAGGUUUGCCUCCUGUGCCAGGUGCACCAGGGAUGCCUCCAGGUAUACCCCCAUUAAUGGCAGGUGUUCCACCUAUGAUGCCUGGAAUGCCUCCAGUUAUGCCUGGAAUGCCACCUGGGAUGAUGCCAAUGGGUGGAAUGAUGCCUCCUGGGCCAGGAAUCCCACCUCUUAUGCCUGGUAUGCCACCAGGGAUGCCACCGCCUGUUGGGCCUCGGCCUGGCAUGCCUCCAAUGACACAAGCACAGCCUGUUACAGCCCCGGGCAUUCUGAACCGGCCUCCAGCUCCUGCUGCAACAGCCCCGACUCCACAACCUCCAGUUACUAAACCACUGUUCCCAAGCGCGGGGCAGGCUGCAGCAGCUGUGCCAGGGCCAGUUGGUACUGAUUUCAAACCUUUGAAUUCUACACCCGCGACAACAACGGAACCCCCCAAACCAACAUUCCCUGCUUACACACAGUCCACAGCCUCAACCACUAGCACAACCAACAGCACUGCAGCUAAACCAGCUACGUCUAUCACAAGUAAGCCUGCUACCCUCACAACAACCAGUGCAACCAGUAAGUUGAUCCAUCCAGAUGAGGAUAUAUCACUGGAAGAGAGAAGGGCACAGUUGCCUAAAUACCAGCGCAAUCUUCCUCGGCCAGGCCAGGCUGCCCUGGGUACUCCACCGGUUGGACCAAUUGGAGGUAUGAUGCCACCACAGCCAGGAAUUCCUCCACAACAGCAAGGAAUGAGACCUCCCAUGCCACCUCAUGGUCAGUAUGGUGCUCAUCACCAGGGCAUGCCAGGAUAUCUUCCUGGAGCAAUGCCUCCAUAUGGUCAGGGACCUCCGAUGGUGCCCCCGUACCAGAGUGGACCUCCUCGCCCUCCGAUGGGAAUGAGACCUCCCGUCAUGUCGCAAGGUGGCCGCUACUGAUGCUCCUACUCACGCUCUAAUAGGUUUGGAGAUUAAACCUUUUCUCAUCUUGUGCUGUUAAUAUAGCCGAGCUUCCGUCAAUUAAGGCUUCAUUGUGACUUUUAAAAAAAUAAGUAUCUUCCCACAUGCAAGGAGCUAUUGGACAUUCUUAUUUUACAUGGGAAAAAUUAUUUGGAAUAAUAACAGGAACUUUUCCUGAUGUUGCAAUUUAUACUGUAUGGCUUCUUUUUCAUGUUUCAUCUAGGUUUUUAGAAGUGAAGUAUAGUAAAUAUGGUUCGUUAAAUUGUGAAGGCGCUGGAAUUACAUGAACAUACCACCUUAAAGGCAAGUUCUGUAACGUUAUGUUGCUAUUUGUGAAAUGAUGCCUUCACAGCACUUCAAGUGCUGUUGGACUUCAUGUCCCCAACAUAGUUUGGUGAGGGCUGUAACUGUUCCCAACUACUUGUACAUUAAAGUCCGAACUUGUAACAAUAUUUAAUGUAUUUAGAGUUCCUCCUGUUCCAGGGUUUAAGUAAACUGACCCACUAAGGUCAUGUGACUUUUCUGUACUGUUAUAAACUUCAUUGUAAUAAAAGAGGAGAAAAAUUUA
This is a messenger RNA of Oenanthe melanoleuca, 2075 nucleotides long. RefSeq names its product zinc finger protein 207 (gene ZNF207). NCBI's taxonomy places the organism in Eukaryota, Metazoa, Chordata, Aves, Passeriformes, Muscicapidae. Gene Ontology annotation, cellular component: nucleus. The record is from RefSeq and is a predicted model, not a curated record.